Diversispora eburnea is the source of this 555-nucleotide messenger RNA. The record is from the annotation of a GenBank genome assembly. NCBI's taxonomy places the organism in Eukaryota, Fungi, Glomeromycota, Glomeromycetes, Diversisporales, Diversisporaceae.
AUGAGUUUGAUGUCAGAAAAAGCUACAGACGAUUCAGAUUUGCCACAACGUAAUAUUUGGGCACAAAUUGGAGCACAUAAAACUAAUCUAGACAGGCGAUACCAAAAAUUUCUUGAUGAAGCAACUCCAUAUACAGUGCAAAGAUGGUUAUCAACAACGUUUUUACUAGCAUUAUUUAUGUUUAGAAUUUUUCUGGUGCAAGGUUUUUAUAUAGUGACUUAUGCAUUAGGAAUUUAUCUUUUAAAUUUAUUUUUGGCAUUUUUACAACCAAAAUUUGAUCCUUCAUUGGAAAUGGAUAUUGCCGAAAGUAAUGCAGAAGAAGAAGGACCAUCGCUUCCUACAAAAGCUGAUGAAGAAUUUCGUCCAUUCAUUCGAAGAUUACCUGAAUUUAAGUUUUGGUAUUCCUCAACCAAAGCAAUUACUAUCUCUAUGAUUUGUACAUUCUUUUCCAUGUUUGAUGUUCCAGUAUUUUGGCCAAUACUUUUAAUUUAUUUCAGUAUUCUUUUUGCAAUUACUAUGAAAAGGCAGAUCAAACAUAUGAUAAAAUACAAGUAG